This is a messenger RNA of Kickxella alabastrina, 639 nucleotides long. RefSeq names its product kinase-like domain-containing protein. The annotation marks the transcript as partial. The record is from RefSeq and is a predicted model, not a curated record. Lineage: Eukaryota; Fungi; Kickxellomycota; Kickxellomycetes; Kickxellales; Kickxellaceae. The transcript has a single exon. Gene Ontology annotation, biological process: protein phosphorylation. Gene Ontology annotation, molecular function: protein kinase activity; ATP binding.
UUUGCGCACCAAUUCGAGGCCAUUGGCCUUGCCGGCGAGGGCAACUUCUCGACCGUCGUCAGCGUGCGCAGCCUGGUUGACGGCCAGCUCUAUGCUGUCAAGAAGACGCGCGAGCCGUAUACUGGCCGGCAGGAGCGCGCGCGGCGGCUGCGCGAAGUCGAUCUACUGUGGGCUGUGGGCGGCAGCCCCGGCGUCGUGCGGCUGGUCAAUGCCUGGGAGCAGUUCGGCCACCUGUAUAUGCAGUUUGAGCUGUGCGAGCAGGGCAGCUUGGCUGAUUACUUGGACAUGUGGAUGAGUCGUGAGGGCAGUCUGCCCGAGGCGCGUGUCUGGGCCAUUCUGGCGCAUGCUGCCAGCGCUAUCGGCCGCCUGCACGACGCCGGCAUCGCGCACCUGGACGUGAAGCCGGCGAAUUUUCUGCUGGGCGCAGGCUUCGGCAGCCCCGGCGGCGAGCAGCACGAGGGGUGGCUGAAGCUGGCUGACUUUGGCCAUGCCGCGCGGCUUCCGUACGAGAAAAUGGCCUGGGUGGACGAGGGCGACCGCGAGUACAUGGCGCCCGAGGUUCUGCAUGGCCGGUACACUGCGGCAGCGGAUGUCUUUAGCCUCGGGAUGAUGAUGCUGGAGAUCACCGCGGAGAUCAAC